This is a messenger RNA of Hibiscus syriacus, 2042 nucleotides long. RefSeq lists its product as uncharacterized. The coding region runs from base 35 to 2035 and encodes 666 amino acids. The transcript is spliced from 4 exons. Lineage: Eukaryota; Viridiplantae; Streptophyta; Magnoliopsida; Malvales; Malvaceae. The record is from RefSeq and is a predicted model, not a curated record.
UUACGCUCCCACUGUCUUAGCACGCUCCCUCGCUAUGGCUUCGCUUACUCCUGGAAUCCUCCUAAAGCUCCUCCAAUCCAUGAAUUCAUCUUCCCGUGUCACCGGAGACCACCGCUCACCUCUCCUCCAAGUCAUCGGCAUCGUCCCUGCCCUCGCCGGCUCCCACGAUCUCUGUCCCAUCCACGGCUUCUACGUUCAACUCUCCGAUUCCCUCAACUCCACCUACGUCUCCCUCUCCGAGCGCGAUACUGAGUUAAUUCUCUCCAAUCGGCUCCAGCUAGGUCAGUUCGUUUACGUUGAACGCUUCCAUUUUGACUCCCCUGUGCCACGUGUCUCCGGUAUUCGACCGGUCGCCGGUCGGCACUCUUUCGUUGGUUCCCCUGACCCUCUCAUUGCCCGCAUUUCGUCUUCCCAAAGGGAUUUCGUUGUACAACCCGUAUCUGAAUCCGAAUUCUCCGUGGAUCCGGUUGUGGCUGAUCUGUCUCAUAUGAAAUUGGAGCGACAGAAAACUCCAGCCAAAAACAAGGAUUCAAAAAUCGCGAAGUCCAGAAAACGGCAGCCUCUCGCGCCCAGAGGUAAUACUGAAGGUAAUGAAAAUUUGCAAAGAUUUUCGUCUCCAGCAGCGGCGAAACGUUCGGUUUCAAAGAAAACAAAAGCGGCUGUUGCGGAAAGAGAUCCAUCUCCGGCGGGGAAAGUAAAGAGAUCGGCUUCUCCGGUACCAUCGAAAUCUGUGGUACCGACCUUGGUGGCAACGAAGGAAGAUGGAAAGAAAGUUGCGAGAGAGCCGGUGAUCAUAGUGCCUUCGAGGUAUAGGCAACCUUCGCCCAACGCAAGCAAGCAGGCAUCACCGAGUGCACGAAGACCAUCGCUUUCUCCGUCAAGGAGUUUGUCCGGUGGGUUGAAGGUUUCGCCGGUUGUAGCGGAUUCAAAGAAGAAAAUGGCAACGAUUGUUGCUGGGUUUUCGAAGGUGUCUGAAGCUUUGGUGGGUUCCGCCAAGAGUAGUAGGAAGAGCUGGGAUGAACAACCAGAGAAGGGUUCAGGGGAGCUGAGGCAGAAAGCGUCUGUUAAGACUAAGCCUGAUUUGCAAGCAAUUUUGCGGACUCAGACGGCCAUUUCAAGACGUUUAACUGAUGUACAUAGUCACAAAUCCAAUGACGAAAGUUCUACUAGCAAUGAGAAAAGGAAAGCUAGCCCACCUGAAGGUGGCUCCACCUUGGAGAAACCAGCAUGUGGCGGUGGGGCUUUGGGAAUCACCAUCCAUGAAAAGAAAUGGAGUGAUGGCAGUGUUUCAUGGGACACCCUUUCUGCUAACCUUGCAAUGCUUGGAAAGGAGGCUAUGCAAAGGAGAGUUGUUGCUUCUAAAACAGCAGCAGAGGCAUUGGAGGAGGCCAUUGCUACUGAGUCUCUUGUCAGGAAUUUAAGCAUGUUUUCAGAACUUUCCUCGAAGUCCAAGGUUGGGAAUCCCUUGCCGACCAUUGACCGAUUUCUAUCCAUUUACAACGAUGUCGAGAAGCAUACCGGGAUCGCUGAGACCAUCGCAGCUAACCACAAAUCCGACUCGGAAAAUCUGUCGACAAAGCACUCGAAAUCGUCUUCUCUAUGGGUGGAAGCUGCAGUGACAACUGAUCUUGAGAUAGUCUCCCUUUUGUCCCUUGAAAACAAUGAGUCUCUAUCAGCUUUGCAGAGACCCAAGAACCAACUCAAAGCUAGCUCAGUGCCACAACUACAGUGGAAACAUAAUGCUGACACGUGGACUAGAGGCGACGGUAUGGAAGAGACGGUGCACUUUGCAAUGAAGUUGAAAUCUGAGAUGCAAAUGUGGUUUGUUGGCUUCAUUGAGGAAUCCUUGAAAUCAUUACCUUUGGAUUGUGGUUCGAUAGCAAUGGUAUUAUCGCAGUUGAAACGGGUCAACGAUUGGUUAGACCGGGCGGUUGCAAAGGGGGAUGAACCAUUGGCAGACAAGGUUGAGAAAUUGAAGAGCAAAAUCUAUGGCUUUGUCAUUCAUCACGUGGGGACGCAACUAUCCUCCUCUUGAUUAUUAA